UUUACACAAUCAGGUCAUCUGCAGGAUCACAUGAAGAUUCACAGUGGAAUCAAGCCUGAUGAAUGUGUUGAAUGUGGUAAAAAGUUCACACAUUCCAGUAAUCUGAAGGCACACAUGAGAAUUCACAGUGAAGUCAAGCCUUAUGAAUGUGUUGAUUGUGGGAAGAAAUUUACAAAUUCAAGUACUCUUCAGAAUCACAUGAGGAUUCACAGUGGAAUCAAACCUCAUCAGUGCAUUGUGUGUGAGAAAACAUUUACACAAUUAGGUUCUCUGCAGGGACACAUGAAGAUUCACAGUGGAAUGAAGCCUUAUGAAUGUGUUGAAUGUGGGAACAAGUUCACACAUUCCAGUAAUCUGAAGGCACACAUGAGAAUUCACAGUGGAAUCAAGCCGUAUGAAUGUGUUGAAUGUGGGAAACAAUUUACAUAUUCAAGUGUUCUGCAGAGACACAUGAGGAUUCACAAGGGAAUCAAGCCUUAUAACUGUGUUGAAUUCGGGAAAAAAUGUACACAAUCAAGUGGUUUGCAGAGACACAUGAGGAUUCACAGUGGAAUCAAACCUCAUCAGUGUGUUGUGUGUGAGAAAACAUUUACAAGAACAGAUAGUCUGCAGGAACACAUGAGAAUUCACAGUGGAAGAGAGUACAACAACACGGACAGGCAGAAAAUGUACAUCAAGUAA
This is a messenger RNA of Haliotis rubra (blacklip abalone), 681 nucleotides long. Its product is annotated as zinc finger protein 383-like. The transcript has 2 exons. The coding region runs from base 31 to 681 and encodes 216 amino acids. Gene Ontology annotation, molecular function: RNA polymerase II cis-regulatory region sequence-specific DNA binding; DNA-binding transcription factor activity. The record is from RefSeq and is a predicted model, not a curated record. Gene Ontology annotation, biological process: regulation of transcription by RNA polymerase II. Lineage: Eukaryota; Metazoa; Mollusca; Gastropoda; Lepetellida; Haliotidae.